UUUCUAUGCAUGUGUAAACUACCCUGCUACUGUUAUUGGAUUCAGGGGCCACCCAUGUAAAGUUUUGCAAGUUAAUUAGCAUCAUGUGUGACAAAGAGUAGCUACGUCUCAAUAAAACAGUCGGAGUAUCACCUUUUGCCUCACGCGUACUACAAUUUGAAAUCAUUUACACAUUUCUUGGUAUUGGUAAUAUUCAUACAACUAUUUAUACACCAACUAGAAGCUUAGCUACAAGAGAUGGCAUCCAAUUUACUUCAAAAAAAUACACUAACACGUAGUUUGACAGCGCCGUACUUAUCGUCUUUGAGGUUCGAAUCCUGCCUAGGAUCUGGAGCAUUCGGUUUAGUGUUAAAAGCAACAAAUCUUGCGAACGGAUCGCAGACCGCUGUAAAGUUUAUAUUUCCACCAGCAACGCAAGACGGAACGGAGCAGAAGAAAAUACUGCGAGAAUGCAACAUCAAAGCGCUCGACCCACACCAAAACAUCGUGAAGGUGAUUGAUACGAUUGAAGGUAGCUUCACUUUAUCCCAGCUAAAUGGCAUGUUACCGGAGGCGUUAUUCAAAAAUGAAGCGGACAAAUCGUUCAGAGACCUUUACUUUGGGAGGCUAACCCGCGUUCAGGAGCUUGAGGGUGUCCUCAUCCAAAUGGAACUUUGCGGUGAGACUUUACGACAAUGGCUACGAGAGAAACAUGAUAAAUUGGAUUCAGCACUUCACAAGAAACAAUACGCCAUCGUUAAAAACCUGAUCGCCGGUUUGGCUCAUUUGCAUAAAAAUAAAAUUCUGCACCGCGACCUAAAACCCGAAAACGUUAUGUUUUCCAAGACAGGAUUUGUACUUCCGGUGAAAAUCGGGGACUUUGGGCUUUCUCGUCAUUUACAUUCGGAGCAAAGUCGAACUAAUCCUCUCACGAGUAGGACCGGGACUUUAGACUAUAGGGCCUCAGAAUGUUUAGAUAAUGAUUACAGCUUUCCGGCCGAUCUUUACUCGUUGGGGUUGAUGAUCUGGGAGGUAGCUCAGCUCAUAAAGUCGAAUGACAGGAGUAAGAUGUUCGAUAAACUUGUGAACGACAAGGAGGUCAGCUUAAUUGAAUUGCAUCCGCAGAUUAAGGGGUUACGCGAACUUAUCAUAGCGUUGACGAAAAAAAGUGCUUCAGACAGGUUUCAACAAUUGGAGCAGGUUCAAAAGGUAUUUGCACAAAAGGAAUUAUGUGACUUGAAGGAGGGCCACCAUCUGACUGCGAGGAAUGGGGAGGAACUACGCAAAUUAUUAAAAGGGGCGACACCAGGAUCAAAAAUAUUUUUGAUUGAGGCAGAAUAUGACGGAAAUUUUGUCGUAGAAGGUGAAAGCAUUACUAUUGUUGGGAAGGGAGAGAAGACUGUCUUCACAAAUUCUGGUUCUAAUAGUUUUGUCGUGAAGGGAAUGGGCCACAGAAUUUUAAACCUUAAAAUUUCCAAAAGUGGGGAGCAUGCUGGAUUUAAUUGCUUGAGAGUAGAGGGUGACAUGAAUUCUUUUAGUGAUCUCAUACUUAUUGGUGGAGCAUAUUCUGUUAAAAUAGAAGGCAAUGACAACAAACUUGAUAAGAUACAGGUAUCGGUAGCUAUAAAAGGAAUACAUAUCACUGGGUCCCGAAAUACUAUCGACGAUAUCUGCCUUACAGGAGACACAACCCGAUACACAAUCAAAUUCGGUCCGAAUGCGUUCCACGGGUGGCUAACGAAUUCGGCCCACAUGUCGGAUCUUGCCGCAAUCGCCGGUUUUUUAAAAUUCUAUAAGCUUUUGGAAUCCGUGUACUAUACUUUCCAAAUACUUCGCAAAUAAUAAUUUGAUGAUUGAUUGAUUUAUUAAUUUAAUAAAACCCUUUCGGGCAAAAUCUGCCCAUAGAGUACAUAAAAUUCAUAAUUAUAAAGAAUUUAGUUAAGAUAUUGAGCUGGUUUCGUUAGUGCCAUGAUUAGUUAGUGAAAGCAAUAUAAUAUAUAUUUAAUAUUAAAAUCUUGUGAAACGGUUUAAAAUUAUUUAAAAUUACAUUAAAUUAUUUAAUUAACAAUCCAUCUUCAGGCACAUUCUUCUUAGCCCCUUUCGGUCAACAUCAAUCCGAUUAAUGAUAUCUGCCUUACAGGAGACACAACUUUAUUCGACAUCAGUGUACCAGAAACGACCGGUUUUUUCGCCAAAUUCUUCGACAUUGUAUCAAACCGUGAUUGCAUUUUGUCUGAGGGUAUGUAUAACAAAUCGAUUUAAAUUUAAAAUUCGUUACAAAUGCACAUAUGUAUGAAUGCAAACCUAUGAUAAUAUUUAGCGAAUAACAUAUACAUACACAAAUUCACCAUGGAUAUUGUUCUAGAUAGAUACAAUAAAAAUAGAUUUAAUGUUUUACUUAUUGCUGGAA
Folsomia candida is the source of this 2389-nucleotide messenger RNA. RefSeq names its product interferon-induced, double-stranded RNA-activated protein kinase. The record is from RefSeq and is a predicted model, not a curated record. Gene Ontology annotation, biological process: protein phosphorylation. The coding region runs from base 238 to 1821 and encodes 527 amino acids. The transcript is spliced from 3 exons. Lineage: Eukaryota; Metazoa; Arthropoda; Collembola; Entomobryomorpha; Isotomidae. Gene Ontology annotation, molecular function: ATP binding; protein kinase activity.